Molecule: messenger RNA, 2228 nt
Organism: Panicum hallii
Lineage: Eukaryota; Viridiplantae; Streptophyta; Magnoliopsida; Poales; Poaceae
Product: pentatricopeptide repeat-containing protein At2g03880, mitochondrial
Exons: 1
Coding region: 14-1936 (640 amino acids)
Biological process (GO): RNA modification
Molecular function (GO): protein binding; zinc ion binding; RNA binding
Source: RefSeq, a predicted model, not a curated record
CUGCCUGCAUCUGAUGAACUCCCUGUCCAAACGCCUCCCUCGCAACCGCCUUGCCGCCACUCGCCGGAGCAGCCGCCGCCUCCACCACACACAACCGCACCCGCACCCUCUCCUCGCCACAUUCUCCCGCAUCUGCGUCGAGGGGCCCUUCCGCGCCGCGCUCGCCCUGCUCCCUGACCUCGCCUCGGCGGGGCUCCGCGCGGACCCCGUCUCCCUCACCCGCCUCGUAAAGCUCUGCGUGCGCCACGGCACGGCAAGCGACGGCCGGCUCAUCCACCGCCACGUCGCGGACCAUGGAGCGCUGUCGCACGGCGGUGGCGGCGGCCUCUUCGUCUCCAACUCGCUCGUGUCGAUGUACGUCAAGUUCGGCCUGCUCGACGACGCGCUCAGGCUGUUCGACGGAAUGCCGGAGAGGAACGUCGUCACCUGGACGACCGUCGUCGCGGCGCUGGCCAACGCCGACGGGAGGAAGGACGAGGCGCUGAGGUUCCUUGUGGCCAUGCGGAGGGACGGAGUGGUUCCCAACGCCUACACGUUCUCAAGUGUCCUCGGCGCGUGUGGCACGCCGGGGGUGCUCGCUGCCAUGCACGCCAGCAUUGUCAAAGUUGGGCUGGAUUCGGACGUGUUCGUGCGGAGCUCAUUGAUCGACGCGUACAUGAAGCUUGGGGAUUUGGAUGGCGGGCGUGGUGUCUUUGAUGAGAUGGUGACUGGGGAUUUAGUUGUGUGGAAUUCAAUCAUUGCAGGGUUCGCACAGAGCGGAGAUGGUGCUGGGGCGAUAGAGCUAUUUGUGAGGAUGAAGGAUGCUGGAUUCUCGGCUAACCAGGGUACCUUGACAAGUGUCUUACGGGCAUGCACUGGGAUGGUCAUGCUUGAAGUGGGGAGGCAGGUGCAUGCUCAUGUGCUCAAGUAUGAGAAGGACUUGAUUCUGCACAAUGCGCUUCUUGACAUGUACUGCAAGUGCGGGAGUUUGCAGGAUGCGGAUGCCUUGUUCCGCAGGAUGCCGCAGAGGGAUGUAAUCUCAUGGAGCACCAUGAUCUCUGGUUUGGCGCAGAAUGGGAGAAGCACUGAGGCGUUGAGGGUUUUCGACUUGAUGAAAUCUGCAGGAGUGGCGCCGAACCGCAUAACGUUGGUUGGAGUUCUCUUUGCCUGCAGUCAUGCUGGUCUAGUGGAAGAUGGAUGGUACUACUUCAAGUCAAUGGAGAAGCUCUUUGGCAUUCGACCUGAGAGAGAACACCACAACUGCAUGGUCGAUCUCCUUGGCCGAGCAGGGAAGCUCAAUGAGGCUGUGGAAUUCAUCCAUGAGAUGAGCCUUGAUCCAGACUCGGUUAUUUGGAGGACUCUCCUAGGCGCUUGCAGGAUGCAUAAAAAUGCCAAUCUUGCAGCAUACGCAGCCAGAGAAAUACUUAAACUGGAGCCUGACGACCAAGGUGCUCGUGUAUUGUUGUCAAACACAUAUGCGGAUCUGCGGCAGUGGACAGAUGCUGAGAAGUUAUGGAAAGCGAUGAGAGACCGAGGUAUGAAGAAAGAACCAGGAAGAAGCUGGAUUGAGGUGGAAAAACAGGUCCAUGUGUUCAUUGCUGGUGACUUAUCACACCCAUCCUCAGACUCCAUAGUUCAGGAACUGAACCGGUUGAUUGGAAGGAUCAACGCUCUUGGUUAUGUCCCGCAGACAGAAUUUGUGCUACAGGAUCUCACAAUCGAGCAGAAGGAAGAUCUGCUGAAAUAUCACAGCGAGAAGUUGGCGAUAGCAUUUGGAACUAUGCAUGCUAUGCUAGGGAAGCCUAUCAGAAUCAUGAAAAAUUUGAGGAUCUGUGGUGACUGCCAUGCGUUCGCGAAGCUCGUCUCCAAGAGCGAAGGCAAGGUGAUCAUCAUCAGGGACCCUGUUCGGUUUCACCAUUUCCAGGAUGGAGCUUGCUCCUGUGGUGACUACUGGUAGCCAGAAGGCACUCAGAGCACCUCUAACAGCCUUUCUAAAAUCUACUCUCUAAAUCAUCAUUUAGAGAGUCAUUUGAGUAAAAAUUAUUUUCUAUAUCUUUGUAUUUUCUAACAGAUUUUAUAUAUCUUGUACGUAGUCUAGAGAGUCAUUCUCGCUCUCCAUCUUUAGCUACCUAGAAAUCUUGAACAGAAGAUGUCUACAUUUAGAUAUCCAAUUGAAGAGAUUGUUGGAGGGUAUUUUUCCACCAAAAUCUCUAUUCCUAUAAUCUAUUCCUGUAAGUUAGGAAAGAUAU